Penicillium lagena is the source of this 975-nucleotide messenger RNA. RefSeq names its product phosphodiester glycosidase family protein. The record is from RefSeq and is a predicted model, not a curated record. The coding region runs from base 1 to 975 and encodes 324 amino acids. The transcript has a single exon. Lineage: Eukaryota; Fungi; Ascomycota; Eurotiomycetes; Eurotiales; Aspergillaceae.
AUGCGUCUCUCAACGACACUACUCGCGGGAGGUCUCCUCUCGAUGCAGAGCUUGGUCCUCGGCGCUGGUAUCUCAGGGACCUCUGGCUACACGCUGGUUCCCGUCUUCAACACUAAAAAACUAAGUGGGUCGGACUUGCUACCUACUGUCCAAGUCAUCAACACGCCGCUGGUCGACGACGACGGCGUGACGCGAGCUGCCAAAGGGCAUUUCGUCACCGCCGUCGACAGUACCUUGUUCAGUAUCUAUCCCCCAAUUCAGGGAUGCGGAUACGGUCUCACGACUACUUCGGCCGAGGCGAGAUACCGAGGAUGUAGCGUCGCAAUGAACAUGGGCUUCUUCGACAUCUCUAAUACGACCCAUCCGCAUUGUCUCGGCGCUGUGGUCAGCGACAACGUCUUAAUCGAGCAUGACGCAACUGGCACUGUUCACUUUGGUUUGACGAAUGACGGGAAUUGGUUUAUCGGUUACGUGGACAAUGAGUUCCUGGCCAGUCACACUCUCGCUUCUCUCGCUGAUCGAUGCGACUCUACUGGAUCUUGUGCAAAUGACGCUGACCUGCCGUGGUAUUUUCGAUCCCUCGCAUCUGGCCAGGUGCAGCUCGUCAACAAUGGGAAGAAUUAUGUCAAUGAGUCAAGCGGGGUGAACACUUUCACAACUGAAGUGUCCGGUCGUACCGCGAUCGGACUGCUGAAAGGCGGCCGCCUUGGUAUGGUUCAAAUCGACGGCAGAACCGGGCAGGAUGGAAUUGACCUUUUUACCCUCGCGGACGUGAUGGUCAACCUAGGAUUCACUCAGGCCAUCAACCUUGAUGGUGGCGGUAGUUCAACCACUGCAAUUAAUGGUGUGCUGGCUUCUUUGCCAAGCGACGGAUGUCCCGGCGAUAAGUCGGGAUAUUUUGGAUGCGAGAGGGCUGUCUCGACCAUUGUCUGUCUACAUUCCAGCCCACAGCAGCUUGUAUUUGGUGCAAUCUAA